Eruca vesicaria subsp. sativa (arugula) is the source of this 675-nucleotide messenger RNA. Lineage: Eukaryota; Viridiplantae; Streptophyta; Magnoliopsida; Brassicales; Brassicaceae. The record is from the annotation of a GenBank genome assembly.
AUGGACGAGAGCAAGCUCAAGAGAUGCUCCACAUCAUCCACCCACGCUGAAGCAGCUGAUGAUCCUAUGCAAAAGGAUGAAAGAGAGUUGAAUGAUUUGGAGACAGAAGUUAAUAGUCGGAAGAAGCAGAAGCAGGAGGAAGAAACCACAGAGAAGAAGAAAGAGUGUUGUUUUGACACUAAAGAUGCAGAGGGAAACAAUGAGCGUACCAUAUUCGUGACGGGGUUUGAUACAAGCGGUUCAAGGGAUGAGAUCAGGAGCGCAUUGGCUAAACAUUUCAGUUCAUGUGGAGAGUUGACAAGGGUUUUUGUUCCCAUCGAGUGUGAAACCGGUGUUUCCAUAGGAUAUGCUUUUAUUAAUCUGAAAAGACGUGUUGGUGACAUUGAGGCGGCGUUAUCUCUCAAUGAAAGUGACUUGGGAGGUCGCAAGCUUCUCGUAACAAUGGCUACAAAUAGAGAGGAAUACUAUAUCCACAUUAACUUUAAAGGCUGUGAAAUUUGCCAUGCUAUGUUUGCUGCCAAACGUCGGGAACGGUACAGAUGGAAAGCUCAACCUAGAAAUGGCAGAGUCGCGAUCUUAUCUCCAGAAACUGAAAAAUGGUUGCGUCAGAUUCGCAAGAUUCCCAAGAUUCGCAAGAUUCGCAAGAUGGCCAAGUCUAAAACCAAAGAAGGCUAA